GCGCCCUUCGCCUCGCUUUCCCCUGCUCCCGGAGCUCGUCCCCCAUAGCUGUGCAGCCGGGACCGGCGGCUAACGGAUGGAGCAGGAGAAAGCUAUGUCCGGAGAGGGGGAGGCAGCGGAGGUGGCCAUUGCAGCGACGGCCACGGCCGGAGAGGGGGGCGAUGCCCCUCCACAGCCCCCAAAGUCUAAGGAGCCCGCCGCUCCGCAGACGUCGGAGGCGACCAAGGACGAGGUUCCCCCGGAGCGGCCCCCGUUGCGCUGCCUGGUGCUCACUGGCUUCGGUGGCUAUGACAAAGUAAAGCUGCAGAGCCGUCCGGCUGCCCCUCCGGCCCCGGGCCCGGGACAGCUGACCGUUCGGGUCCGAGCCUGCGGCCUCAACUUUGCUGACCUCAUGAUUCGUCAGGGGGUGUACGACCGCCUGCCGUCGGUGCCCUUCACCCCCGGGAUGGAGGGUGCGGGCGUUGUGAUUGCGGUGGGAGAGGGAGUCAGCGACCGCAAGGUAGGUGACCGGGUGAUGGUGCUGGUGAGCUCUGGGAUGUGGCAGGAGGAGGUGACUGUGCCAGCUGUCCAGACAUUCCCAAUGCCAGAAGCCAUGUCCUUUGAGGAGGCAGCUGCCUUGCCGGUCAAUUACAUCACCGCCUACAUGGUCCUUUUCGACUGUGGCAAUCUUCGGCCUGGCCACAGUGUUCUGGUCCACAUGGCCGCAGGAGGGGUAGGCUUGGCAGCCAUCCAGUUGUGCAAGACAGUGGAGAACGUGACCGUGUUUGGGACGGCUUCGGCCAGCAAGCAUGAUGUGCUGAAGGAGAAGGGGGUCAGCCACCCCAUUGACUACCACACAUCCAACUAUGUGGAUGAAGUCAAAAAGAUCUCCCCCAAAGGGGUGGACAUUGUCCUCGAUCCACUGGGUGGAGCAGAUACCUACAAAGCUUACAACCUUCUAAAACCGAUGGGUAAAGUUGUCACCUAUGGGGUGGCCAACUUGCUGACCGGCCCAAAACGGAACCUGAUGGCAAUGGCUAAAACCUGGUGGAAUCAGUUCAGCGUGUCUGCCUUGCAGCUGCUGCAGGCAAAUCGGGGCAUUUGUGGUUUCCACCUCAACUACCUGGAGAAUGAGGUGGAACUGGUCAGCAGGGUGGUGCUGCAACUGAUGACCCUGUACAGCGAGGGCCACAUCAAGCCUCACAUUGACUCGGUCUGGCCCUUUGAAAAGGUGGCUGAUGCCAUGAAGCAAAUCCAAGAGAAGAAGAAUGUGGGCAAAGUCAUCCUGGUGCCCAAUUCAGAGAAGAAGAACUAGAAGGGGAGGGUCAUGGCAGGGGAGAAAGGUUGGGGGGCAGAGAGGACAAGGGUGAGACUUGGGGGACCUAGAGUAAUAUUCUUUUGGGUUACUACUGAUGCCUCUGCCUUCUUCCUUCUUCAGCUCUCCCAAAUACACUUCCCUUCCAAGGGUCAGGGAUGGUCUCCAUGGUGUGAUGACCUCUCUCCAAUCGUAUUUCUUUCCUCUUGGUCAGGGCUGCCUCCCCUCCCUUCCUCUUCCCCCAGAAGGUUAGGAAGUGACCACUUGGAUGUAUGGGCCCUGCUGAGUGGGCAGGGACCCACCCAGGGGCCCAGCUGCUUCUUCCCACCCCACCUCUUGUUCCCCUGGGCUUUCUGCCCUGCUUGUGCCAAGUUUAACCUCUUCCCUCCUCCCACCCUCCCUCCCCUGUUGUGUACGAGUUGGUCUCUGUUAAUCGUCCCGAUUCUACUCCCUUACUUCCCCCAAAGAAACUGAAAUGCCAGCUCAGGGUGGGGGUAAGGGGGACCAUCCUUGUGAGUCUAGUACAUGCCCCGUCUCGGCUGCACUAAGUCUGAAUAGCCGCAGAGCUGACCAGUCUCUAAAAUGACAUACGGGGUGUCCCAGAGGUCUCAGGGCUGUUUUAAGCUUGCUGAAAAUGGCCCUAAGACUUCUGGGACACCCUGUAUAAAUGUUAGCAGCUAUUAGUCAGUAGCUAAGCCCAGUCACCAUGCCCCUCCUUCUUAUUCCUGACUUUAUAAGCACAACUGGGCCUCUCCUAACACAGGGCUCUUCCACAGUUUUAACCUAGUUUGUGUCUUACACCCUAGGGAAGAGAACAUACUGUCCUUACCACCCCCUUAGGCUCUGAGGGGGCGUGGCAGGAAUCCCCUUGGCUUCCCCUCUUACACUGAGUUCCUUAGAUCUGUUCUCAGUGCCUUGGCAUCUGAAAAGUUUUUUGUGUUCAUGGGGAGUAUAAGUGUAUUUUUCCCCCUAGGUUCUCACCCCCAGCACUCCCCAGUGCCUUGUUCUGAUGGAGCUGGGGUUUCCAGUCCCACUGCGCUGCCAAAAAUCUAUGUGUGUCUGAGGAGGGGGUGGGGAUCCAGAGGCCUGUAGUCUCUGGGGCUUGGUAAGAAAAAACAAACUCCCCACCCUUUUGCCAGUCUAUCUUAUCUGUCUGUUUCUGGUUGGGGAGGAUCUUUUUUUCAGCCUUGCAGAUAACUGUGGAAUUUACCAGCCUGGGCUCUUAGAGACAAUUGUGUCAAUUUCCAAACUCUGGGAGCAAAGUAAAAUUCGAAGCACAUUCCAGCUUGAGUCCUGUGAGGCCCCAACCGACUUUUGCUGUCCUCAGAGUGGGAGGCAAUUUUCUUAAACAUAGUCCUGGAUUUCUUGUUUACAUUGGGGAUUGGUUGGGGAGGGGGGAGGGAAGAGAACAGCAGGCAGAUUUGGGCAUCUGCCCUUGGGUCCCUGAGCUGGAGGCCAAAUGUCAGGAUUCUGAGGGUGAGCACUGUCAGCCCCUCUUCCUCCAUCUCUCAAUUGAGAAUGGGGGAUGAGGGGCAGGUAGGUCACAACCCUGGCCACUGCCAAAUGACCGAUGUGGGGAAGGGGGUGGAUAUAUAUCCCUCCCUCAUUUUCUAAGCAAGGCCUAAAGUGAAAUGUGAUUUUCUUCUUGUGUGUUUGUCUCCCUCAUCCACCCACUGCCGAAGCUGCCUUUGUGUUUGUCAAUAAAGCGCUGUCCCUAUAGCUCCUCUUCAGA
Molecule: messenger RNA, 3026 nt
Organism: Vombatus ursinus (common wombat)
Lineage: Eukaryota; Metazoa; Chordata; Mammalia; Diprotodontia; Vombatidae
Gene: VAT1
Product: vesicle amine transport 1
Exons: 6
Coding region: 77-1294 (405 amino acids)
Molecular function (GO): zinc ion binding; oxidoreductase activity
Source: RefSeq, a predicted model, not a curated record